GAGUCCGCGGUUUAUUUUUGUGUAGUGGAUACACCCCUCCGGCCAUCAGCUACAGUCUAAUUGUGUGCUCAUACUCCCGUAAAGUAUUCCCUAUAUUCAUAAUUGAAAGAUGACUUAAUUUCGGUCAAAGGAGUAGUGAAAUAAAGAUGUAACUUUUUGUCACCGCCCAAAUGUACGGAUCCCCUGAUUCGUGAAUCUAUGUAUCUGCUGGUUUAGGCGGGGUCCUGGGACGAAAGAGCUGCCCAGCCCUGCAACAAGGCAUCCGGAAAACAGCUUCGGCUCCCCGUACACUAGGCGAGCUCGCGCUAAGGAGCAGGCGGUGGGAAACGGGACAGCAGUUCCGAGGAGGAGCGAGCGCGCCGUCUCCGGGAGUGGCCAUGCCGGGCGGGCGCUCAGCUGCUCUCCAGCCCGCGGAGCUGAGGAUCAGGGGCGGUGGGAGGGGUUUGGGGAUCCUGCGCACUUGAGCUUCCUCCUCCCUCUCCAGGUGGCGACAGCAGCGGGAGGCGGGGCUGCCGCAGCCCCAGGAGCAGCAGAAGCAGCCCAAGCAGCCGCAAAAGCAAGAACUGGAGCGAGAGCUGAAGCUGCAGCAAUCGGGAGCCCCUCUGGGUGAAGAAGUGAGCGCAGAGCUGCUUCCGCGGCGGCAGUGGGAGUAGGACCGGCAGCUUCAGGGGCGGUUCAGAGGCAGCGGCUGCACCUCCCCAGCUCGGGAAGCCGGGCAGGAGGGCGGGGAAGCCAAAACAGAGCGCGCCCAGGUUGCCCCGGCGGAGCAAUGGUGCCAGCGCUUCGCCCGGCGCUCUGGGCGAGCCCGGGGCCCCCGUCGUCUCUGCUGCUCGGGCUGUUGCUGCUACUGUUGCAGCUGUGCAGGGGUCUGCGCGCCGAGGACAGCGGCGCCAUGGAGGAGAUCGCCACCGAGAAGGAGGCGGAGGAGAGCCACCGGCAGGACAGCGUGAGCCUCCUGACGUUCAUCUUGCUCCUCACCCUCACCAUCCUCACCAUCUGGCUCUUCAAACACCGUCGGGUGCGCUUCCUGCAUGAAACCGGCCUGGCUAUGAUCUAUGGACUCAUUGUUGGGGUGAUCUUGCGGUAUGGGAUUCCUGCUACCAGUGGCCAUGAUAAGUCUCUCAGCUGUUCUCAAGAAGACAGGCCAUUCAGUACUUUGCUGGUCAAUGUCAGUGGGAAGUUCUUUGAGUAUACAUUAAAAGGAGAAAUUAGCCCUGGAAAGAUCAACAAUGUUGAGCAGAAUGACAUGCUGAGAAAGGUAACUUUUGAUCCAGAAGUAUUUUUCAAUAUUUUGCUGCCUCCAAUUAUUUUUCAUGCUGGAUAUAGUUUAAAGAAGAGACACUUUUUCAGGAAUCUUGGGUCUAUUCUGGCUUAUGCUUUCUUAGGGACUGCUGUCUCCUGUUUCAUUAUUGGAAAUCUCAUGUAUGGUGUUGUGAAGCUCAUGAAGCUAGUAGGACAGCUCUCUGACAAAUUUUACUACACUGAUUGUCUCUUGUUUGGAGCAAUUAUCUCUGCCACUGAUCCAGUGACUGUACUGGCCAUAUUUAAUGAACUACAUGCUGAUGUGGACCUCUAUGCCCUUCUGUUUGGAGAAAGUGUACUGAAUGAUGCUGUGGCCAUAGUAUUAUCCUCAUCUAUUGUUGCCUACCAACCAACUGGGUUGAAUACCCAUGCUUUUGAUGCAGCAGCAUUUUUUAAAUCUGUAGGAGUAUUCCUGGGAAUAUUCAGUGGUUCCUUUGCCAUGGGAGCAGUGACUGGAGUUGUGACAGCUCUAGUGACCAAGUUUACCAAGCUCCACUGCUUCCCCCUGCUGGAGACUGCUCUCUUUUUCUUAAUGUCCUGGAGUACCUUCCUCUUAGCAGAAGCCUGUGGCUUUACAGGUGUUGUGGCUGUCCUAUUCUGUGGAAUUACCCAGGCUCAUUACACCUAUAACAACCUAUCAGUGGAAUCCAGAAGUCGAACCAAGCAACUUUUUGAGGUGCUCCACUUCCUGGCAGAGAACUUCAUAUUCUCCUACAUGGGCUUAGCUCUGUUCACCUUCCAGAAGCAUAUUUUCAGUCCUAUAUUCAUCAUUGGAGCUUUUAUUGCCAUCUUCCUGGGAAGAGCUGCCCAUAUUUACCCUCUCUCCUUCUUCUUGAAUCUGGGCAGAAGACACAAGAUCGGGUGGAACUUUCAGCACAUGAUGAUGUUUUCAGGCCUUCGGGGAGCAAUGGCUUUUGCAUUAGCCAUUCGGGACACUGCCACCUACUCUCAUCAGAUGAUGUUCUCCACAACUCUCCUGAUCGUCUUCUUCACAGUUUGGAUCAUCGGAGGAGGUACAACUCCCAUGUUGUCAUGGCUGAACAUAAGAGUCGGUGUCCAGGAUCCAUCAGAAGAGGAUCUCAGUGAAACCCGCUGGAGGUAUUUCAGAGUUGGAGUUGAUCCAGAUCAAGACCCACCACCCAGCAAUGACAGCUUUCAAGUCUUACAGGGGGAUGGUCCAGAUGCUGCAAGAGGAAACCGGACAAAGCAGGAAAGUGCCUGGAUAUUCAGGCUGUGGUACAGCUUCGACCAUAAUUACUUGAAGCCUAUUCUCACUCAUAGUGGACCACCAUUAACUACAACCCUCCCAGCCUGGUGUGGCCUCCUGGCUCGAUGCCUGACCAGUCCACAGGUAUAUGAAAAUCAGGAACAACUGAGAGAUGAAGACUCUGAUUUUAUACUGAAUGAUGGGGAUCUCACUUUGACAUAUGGAGACAGCACCAUCACAGCAAAUGGCUCCUCAGGCUCCCAUACGGCCACCACUAGCCUUGAGGGCAGGAGAACAAAAAGCAGCUCAGAAGAGGCACUAGAACGAGACCUGGGAAUGGGAGACCAUGAAGUUUCAAGCAGGGGCACCCGACUGGUUUUUCCUUUGGAAGACAAUGCAUGACCCCAAGAUUCCUAAAGCAUAAGGAUAGGCCUAUAGCCAGGGUAAAGAGAGGUUACAGGCCCUCGUGCCGUUUGUGGUGGAGGAUGCUCAGAGACCAGAAAUAACACUUCUAUUACCAGUGGUUUUAUUGAGGUCUGAAGAUCCAAACCUUAAUGUGACUUCUCCCUUAUCUCCCCCCAAAAAUGUUAAUUAAAGAUGCAGAUGGUGGGUUUAAGUAUUUCCAAAUCAAAACAAAUAUGAACCUGUUCCCACUUUCUUACACAGUAGUACACAGAAUCCUUUUUUUUUAAAAAAUAGCAUGCUGUAACGGUCUAUUAACUCAUUCACCUGCAGUCUUUGAGCUAAGGAGAGGCAUGGGGAGAACAUCCCUAAAGGUGAUUCAGAUUGUUAAUUUAUUUCAGGUCUCUCUUGGGCUGCAAAGUGGGAGAUAGGAAAUACAGGAUCUCCAUGGAAGGAAAUAGAGCAUGGACCUCCAAGAGAUGGGAAAACCAGUGUUAAAUGUUUCACAUGUAAAGAAACGGUAUAAAAUAGCAGCUCCAAAGCCUGGAGCUAUAUGAACAUUUUAUUCUAGGAUUCAUUUGAAAGCUGCUCUAUUUCAUCAUGAGAAAAGAAUGGAAAGAAGGCAUAGUUUCUCUGGAUGCUUUAUGUGUUUCUGGAUCAUUUGAACCAAAGGCAAUGUAAGAGGGGGAGGAAAAAGGUUUAUUUUGUUUUUGUUUAAGCAAUCCAGGAUCAGGAGGUAUUUGGAGAGGGCAAAAGACUUUCAAGCUCUUGAAGCCCACCAAAGACCUGACUUCCAGAACUUAAAUCUGAGCUAUUACUGAUGGGAAUAUAAAGAUUGACUUGGCUUUUCUUUUGCACUGAAAUGAUUGUAAUAAAUGACUGGAUAUUAAGGAAGCUAAGGGGAAGAAGAGGAUAAAGGACCUUCUGAUGGGUAAGAGAAAUUUGAUUUGGGGAGGGGAAAAAUGGGAUGAGAUUUCACUGCACAAGAAGUAUACUGCAAUGAAAAUAGUUUUUCUAAAGGACCACUGAAUCUCUCUCAAUGAUAUUUUCUGGAUUAACAAAUGCCUGAGAUGCCUGCAACAGCCCGGCUAAGUUAACUUGAGGGCUGAAAUUCUUAGCAAUCAAUAUAAAGGUAGAGAAAUUUUGAGAAAGAUACCCUUUUUUUGAUCUGAAUAAUACCUAUAUUGAGGGAGCAUAACCUGCUAUAGGGUUAAAGUCUUUAUCAUCUUGGUCAUCUUCACUCAGUGUAAGGGGGAAAAAAAGAGAGAGGUCAGAGGUCAAUGCCCUUGGUACCUAAGGAGACUAAUAUCAUCUUACUAUGUGAAUGGAUGGGUUUUUUUCCCCUUUUUUCUUUUUCUUUUUUUGCUUUGUUAAUAGUAGGAUUCUUUCUGUGAUUUUUACUGCCUGUCAAAGAUCUUAAAAGGACUGAAAUGCCAAAACAGUUCUCUGCAAGAAUAUAACUUUUUCUUGCAUCUUUCAGCUUUGAUACUAGAAUAGAAUGGGGCCCCAUUUUUGUAACUGCAUUGAAAAUAUAUCAGUUUUUUUUUAUUACCCAAAGGAAAAUAGUUUCCCAUCACACUGUAAAUUACCUUUAUCUGAUUUUUCAUAGUGUAUAUUCAUAAGUGAGCCAUUUAUCAUAGCCCCAUAAAAACUUUAGAAUUAAACAUGAAGUGUGAGAGAAACCAGAGUUUUGGUGCAUUCAAAAUUGUUUUAUAAAUGCUGUUUACUGUUAAAGUAGAGUCUGGGCACAUAGAAUUGAAGGCUUAAAAUGAGAAACUACCUCCUCAGUUAUGUCUCUUCAGUAGAGAAACAUUUGCUAAGACUAUGGUAGAUGAAGCUUCAUCUCUGUGCUUUGGAAAGAACCUAAUGAAAUUCCUAAUUGGAUAUUAUAGGGGCCCUGGACAAUCAGGAAAGUACUUGAGAAUACAACACCUAUAGACACACGAAGCAGCUUUCUCAGAAAAUAUCUGGCAGUGCAGUCUUUCUGUGGCAGUCGGUGUCUGCAGCCCGAUUAGAGCUGUCAGACUUUGUGUGUGCAGCUCGGUACAAAAGGCCAAUGCAGAAUCUUCUCCUUAUAAGGCAUAGUCUUAUCUAAGAACAAGUCCCUAGCUAGCUUUUCUGCAGAGCUGUAUUUUUAUUGUGGUUUUUUUCACCCAAGCCUCUCCCACCUCAAAUUCAACGUCUGUUCAUUUAUAAUAUUAGAAGGAAAGAACACACUGGCAAAAAUAUCCUGAAGGUUGGGUAAGCAUUAUUUCAAAUAAACCUGCUCACACCAAGCCUUCACCACCAUUACUUGCAUGGAGUUACUACUAUCUUAAAUUUCUAGGAAAAGUUACUAUUAAUCACAGGAAACUGCCAAAAUGGGGAAAAACCUGCUGAGUUUUUGCCAUCAGAACCUGAAUUCCUCUACACACACAAAGAUCUGUGUUGUGGGUUUUUCUUCACCACAAACACUUCACUCCAAACCAUCUGAAUAGGAGCAGUAGAAAAUUUGUUAAAACUAGGAAUUUCUUAAGUAGUUCGUCUUUUUCCUAUGGCUUUCCCCUAAUAGUUACUUUGUGGCUUUUCAAAUACUCAUUUCUUGGGUAAUUCCCAUUUUUGGUCUUAAAAUUGGAAAGAAUAAUCCAGCUAAUAAUCUAGCUGCAGAUCCCAGCAAGAUUUUUUGAUCACUGAUAACAACUUCAACCUGACAUACCUCAUCAACCUUCCUUGAGAAGGCAAUAGAAAUUUAUAAAGUCCACUGCCCACAAUGAGUAGUACUAGCCAGACCAAAAUGAACAAGAAAUAGAACAUUUGACUAAAUGAUCUACACAGAUCUGAAAAAUGGAAAUCUUGAGGGGAAAGAGAUUUCAAAUAGUAUUUAUGAGCAUCAUUCUCCAAAGUAGUUCUGCUAAGCCUAUUUUGUUCUGGGGCAUGACGUGUCUGUCCUGCCAGGGAGCACAUUAAAGACAGGUUCCUACUAUUUAAUAAUUAAGUCUGAAGUGCUGAGCCUGUUCAAGCAGUCACACAUUCAUCAACAACCCAGGAGGGAAGAAUUUUCAGGGGAUUAAAAAAUGGAAAAGACAUUCUAUAAAUUCCAACUGAGAAGAGGUGUUUGAAAUCUUGGUGGAGAAGGAGCUAAGGUAUGCAUGUCUCUAAGUAGAGAGGGUAUUAGGAAGCCUACCCCCAUGACCUUGAUCCCUGUGUGUGGUAAAAACAGAGUUUGUUGUUGCUUCAAGUGAAAGACAGCUGUGUGCUAAAAAACCCCUGCCAACUCUGCUGUUACCAGGGUAGCAUCACAGCAGCCUUCUGUUUCUGAGACAUGCCAGAUGCUGCCUCUAAAGAUACUCACACACCUAGAAAACUCCCCAUCAUUUUGAAAUAAAUACUUGAAAUGAUGUUCAAGAUUUCCUCUUCUUCAAAACAACUCUGAUCAUCCCCCUACAUCUUAGUGUAUCUUAGGAACCUAUUCUGAAUCCAGGCUGACACAGGAUUCCUGAUCUCAAAGGAAGUAGAAGGCUUUCAGGAAGUUGUAUGUUCUUAUAAAACAAAUAUCAGUCAUUCCAAAAUUUAGGGCAUUUAUCCUUAUGGCCACAAACCCCACAUUCACCCCCACCACUGAACAAAAAGAGCCCCAAUAAUGACUCUUUUGAAAGACUCAGACUUAGGUUCCUCUCUUGGAGAAGCAGUUUGUGGCAUUUUGUAAUGAAAUUGAUAUACAAUUGCAGUAAAGGGAGUAAUGGCUUUCCUAGGGUUUUCUUGAAGAUAAAAUAUAGGAAAGGCACAGGUGGCUCACUCAGACCCUGACCAGUCCAAGUGUUCACUGGACCAGCAAGACAAAUAAGCUUGGAUGCAUGGUAGCCAGAGAGCAUCUUGUAAGAAGAAAAUAUUUCCAUUAAGUUAAUGGCAAAAAGCUCUUUAACUUGGGCCUCAGGCCAGUGAAAUAUCAUCUGUCAUUUAAAAUAAUUUUAAAAAUCAGAAAAACAUAACCCCAGGUGCAAAAUUAGGCAUUAGAGAAAUUUCUGACAAGAUGAAAGAGUUUCAAGGGGAAAGAUGAAGGUUGAACAUUCCCCAAAGUUAAAAAAAAAAAAAAACUUAUUAUAUUAAUGUCAUUCCAGGGUUUUCCCCGAUGGGAACGUAAUAUACUCCCUCAGAUGCUUCCUGUGGCCAAAAUCUUUGCUGAGCAAAUGUUUAUUAAUAAUGUAGUUAAGGAAGACAAUCGACACAAUCCAGUUAAAUACAGAUCAGUUUGAACUGACCAGGUUAGUUCCAAGAAAAUGAUUUAAGAAAUAGCUUCUAAUAACUAUUAUGAAAUGUGAACUGGACUGAUUUUAUAUCUGAGAGAGGGAGUGGAAUUCAAGGACCAGGUUAUUGGUUUCAAAAGACUUAUUUUUCUCUCACAGCCACAUGGUGACUUUAACUUGUUCUGCUUUUGAUAAUGAAUCUCUAAGUUACCACAAUCAUCACACUUUGUGGAUGCCCAACAAGGCUGCCAGUGAGGUCCUUUCUCAUUGAAAAUGGCUUGUGCUAGAUUUCUCUUGCUAAUGUCAUGGGCAGCUUUCUAAUAUUUUAAAUCAUUAGAAUCUACUGGCAAGAGGAUAGCUACUGUCCUCAGUGAGAAGUAGCACUGGGAAGUGAGAUAAUCACUCAAAUUUAUUAGAAUGAUUUUCUUUGCCUUGUCUCCUCUUUCUUCCCCACCACAAAAAGUAACCUAAAUUGGUUACAAAAUACAUAAAAACCCAUUUUUGGCAUUAAAAGCCAGGGUUUGUCUUGAACAAUCAAUUGGAUACUGAAGCCUUUGAGAACUGUCAGUAUUCCCUUUAGGACUUCCAACGGUGGUUGAUAACCAGAGACUGUAAAGAGGAAGGGGGAAAAUCCCAUGCCAGUUGUACAAAGCCUUUUUUUAUUAUUAUUAUUAUUUUUAAAAUAUUAAAGAUUCAAGUUUUAUUCUGUGGCAGUUGUUACAUAUAGCUUGUUGGGUUGACUUCUACAGUUAUAUGCUUUGGAGGAAAGCAAGAGGAAUUUGUUUCCAUUUUGUUGUAUCAUUUCUGCUGAAUUUAAAUUUUGACAUUGGAGUUCUGUUCAAAAUGAGGCUAUAUGUCCUUACAAAGUUAAAGGAAGGGGAAGGAACCUGUUGUGCAGACCAACUCCCAUUUUUACAUUGUUGGAAAUUUCACCAUGUUUAAGAAAUGAUUCAAUGGGGAGGUAACCAAAAAUGUACAACCUCUUUCAGAUGAAAUUGCAAGAAUCAUAAUUCUCUACAAUGACCAAGUAGUCUUUUUUCAAGAAGCAGUUUCAUAAACUAUAAAAUGGGAUAAUUUUAGCUUCCAACAACAACAAAACUUAAUAACCCUUUAACAGUAUAUUAUGUUGUACUAAGAGCAAUUGCUUCAGUGUUCUGAAGAACAUGACUCUCAGGCCUCCUACACAGCUCAGCAGGAAGGCCUGCAAUUAGGCACCUCAGAGUCUAGCCCUUUCUGCAUGGUUUAAUGAACAUUUCCCGUUCCUCAUGCUUAGACUGACUUCUCCAAAGUCCCACAAAAUGAUUUCCCACCAUAUUUUCCCUUAUCUCUUUCUUACUUUUUGCUUCAGAAGCUAAAAAAAACAAACAAACCCAAAAGCAUCAUCUGUUACUAGGAUUAACGAUAUGUUGCUAGAGGUUACAUACCGAUUUGCCCCUCUGCUUUAACGCUUACCAUGUUAUAAGGAAAGAUGGAAUAUAUUCUCUGAAGUUCGAAGCUGGGCUCUUUCAGUUUUACUUAAGAGCUUGUCAGGGGUUGGAGCAUUUGGUUUUUUUUUUUUUUGUUUUUUUUUUUUAAAGAGUGCAAAAAUCAGGACAGCAUUAGAAAUAAAAAUCCUUUUUUAAUGUGCCUGGUUGUGCCUUAGUGUCAAAGGAAAUACUGUAAACCUGACCUCUCUGCCUGUGAUUUCUCUUCUGCUUUUUAACCUAAAGCACCAAUGGCACAUUUGUGGUCUUGUAGCAGCCCACCUUCAACGAACAAGUGGCACAAUUAAGAGUGGUGAGCCUCAGGCAGGUGUCAUGGAUUUGGGUUGGGGCAUUUUAGCUUUGCCUCCAAUUAAGCCAGGAAUCCUAAGGUUUCUUUAAAUCCUUCCAUAGCUUCCAUCUGGUGCUGUGUGUAUCGGGCAGUACUCAUUUUUACCUGAUGUUAUUAACCUAGAGUCUUCACAGCUGCUUUCUUGCUUUCUGAACUUAUAAUUUAGUAAUAUUGCUAAUUCUUACAAAUAUGAGCUUGAGAGUGAAAAUUAUAAUUCAUGAGUUCUUUGAUAGGCAUAGAGAAUGGAAAGUAAAGAAGAGUUAGAAGAAGCUUUUUUUUUUUUUUAAAGAUCCCAUUCAGACCUUAAAACAAGAAGUUUUCUUUAAGUUACAGAAUGAACAUAGGGCAAGACCACGCUCGCCAUGGUUUUCAGAUCAAUAUUUUUGUCCAAGUUGUGAUAUAAACAUCAUUAAUUCUGAAAUCAUAAGAAAAAAGUCUCCUCUUCAUCACUGGGAAUGUCAUUCAAAGGGCAGCAAUCACCACUGGCAGAUUCAAGCUGGAAAAUAAAGCCCUCCAUAUUGGAGGGCCACUGUAUCCAUAUUGCACUAUGUCACUUCCUUAUUGGAAAUGUAGUCUUUGCAGAAGUGUCCGUUGUGUUAACUGCUCGCUAUUUUUUUCUGCUAUGCAGAACUGUUCAGCAGUUAGUGUCAAGUGAAGUCUCAAUACCCCAACUGUGCAAAGUAAUCCUAUUGGCAGUUGAUUCUUCAUUCUUCUGGACUGUACACUUCAAUGUUGCGGUUUACCUGGGGGGGAGGGGGAAAGGGGAAAAAGGAGAAAAUUGAGAGAGGGAAAGAAUUAGAAAACAUGUAGAAAUGUCAAUGUAAGGCCUCUUCCAUGAAAGACCUUUGCAAACCUAUUUAGCUUUGGAUUAUUUUAACUCAAUUUAUACAAUACUCAAAUCAGAUGCUAAAAAUCUAUUCUAGAAAAAUAAAUAAUUGUUUUCAUUUUGUGAAAAUGUGAGAAAACAUAGCCUGAGAAGCUAUGUUUCCAAAUUGUGGGAAAAGGAAGAGGAAAAAAAUUAUCGAAAGCCUCAGUCAGCAUUGAUUGUGCUGCUGCUAUCUACAUCUGACAAGGAUAGUUUGAUGGUUUGCAUGCUCUUUGGAUUCUAUAGUGGAAUUUAAAUUUAGAUGCCUACUACACUUAACCAUCUUUAUAAGCCUAUGUGUCCACUGGUGGGAAGUAAAUCCUUUUUUAUAACUCUUUAAAAAAACCCACAAUUGUAUCAUAGUGAUAAUUAAGGCUCUAUUCAAGUUUCCUGUCAUUUUUUGGUGGCACUCCAAAAAACUUUUCAUAUUAGUACAAAAGAAUAUCCAUUUGUGAUGUCUUCCUAUUUCUUACAUUACAAACCCUUAGUGGAUGAUGAAUGUGUACCAACUCUGACGCUGGUUCUAACAUUAGUGAAACUGGCCAUCUGUGAAAUACUCUCCUCAAGCCCCAGACAACAAGGACCUAUAGAACAAGUGGAAAUGUACAACAGUGAUACACACACACACACAUACAAAUCAGGGAAUUGAGAUGUAGCCUUGGAAGGUUUUCUCUAGUGGCAGUUUACAAAAUGAAAGGGUAGUUUACUUAAUAAAUGCAGAUUUAUUUGGUCAGUAGAUCUCUACAUAGAAAGUAUACAUUAGAUUUGUGUUAAAACUUGAAAAACAAGCUUUGUUAUAUACUUCAGGGUCAUUUACUCUAAAUGGUCAAUCUGGUGAUCUGUACUUGAAGAUAUAUGCCAGCAGGCAGCUUUGUGUUUUGUUUUUUAAAGCAUUUUUUAAAAAAGAUUGGUCAGAUAUGAUAUUUAUAACAAAACAAUGGCUACUUCAUAAAUAUCUUAUUCAUUCAAAUAAGUGUAAAUAGAUUCAUCAAAUCCUUGACAAUAAGUUGGUUAGAGAAGGAUGGGAGGGAGGGAAUGGGAUAUGGAUAUUUUAAUUUAUCUUUGCUUUGAAAAAAUCUUAGUUUCCUCCCCCCCCCCCCUCCAUAUCUUGGAUUCACUGCAAGCAUCAGGCCUUUUAUCCUUCUUAAAAUUUUUAUGAGCAGUAAUGUUGGAUUUAUUGGAAAGAAGGCUAGUCACAAAGCCAAAAAGAGUUGGGUUCAAGGCCCUCCUCUGAAACAUACCACCACCUUGGACAUAGUAUUUAAGCUCAGAACUUAAAGAACUUUUGCUGAUUUGCAUGGGUUGCAGAAGUUUCUCUCCUUUAAGUUCCUUAUCCCCCUAAAAUCAUAUGUAUUGUCCCUCUCUCCUUAUUCUCAUUCCCUGAAAGAUACAGCUUUUUGGCCUCUCUUUAUUCCAGAGCAGUAAUUAGGCUAAUUACUGGAUCAAGGCUAUCUUUACAUUUGAAGAGGUAUCCAUUAUUUCCUAGUGAGAUUGCCACACUGAUGUUUCAGAGGCUAGAGGUUUCAUCUUUCAGUCAUCUUCAGGUUACCAAUAAGAGUAAUCACAGCUUUCUGCUCAUGCCUGAAUUUAAGCCCCGGAAACUCCAGAGGACUGACCUCUGAAGUCUUUAUGAUUUAAAAUGAAGAUAAUGACAUUGAAGUUCUAAAUAUUAGGUUAUCAUUCACCACAUUAGUUUCUUGUUAAGUUUGACAGUGAAGUGUUAAAAUUAAAAAUUAAGCUGCUAUAUACUCCAUGGUAAAAAUAUUUUUUCUUCUACUAGCCCAGACUUUUACCCCCUGAGCAAAAUGCAAAUUUUAUUUCUCUUUUUAAGUCAGUGAUAUUGAAAGAUAUUUGGUAUGAUAAAAGAAUGAAAAACUGUCUUAGUGCAAUGAAUUUCAGGUCUUAUCAGGGUUUCUGUAUAUUGUUAAUGUUUUCAGAACAUGUAUAAAAAGAGUUUUGAGGUUUUUUUAAUGUGACUUUUGUGUUCUAUGUCAUUACAUUAACACAAGAAUAAAUAAUUCACAAACUAA
This is a messenger RNA of Antechinus flavipes (yellow-footed antechinus), 11841 nucleotides long. RefSeq names its product solute carrier family 9 member A7 (gene SLC9A7). The transcript has 17 exons. The record is from RefSeq and is a predicted model, not a curated record. Bases 770 to 2911 code for a protein of 713 amino acids. Gene Ontology annotation, biological process: sodium ion transport; proton transmembrane transport; regulation of pH. Lineage: Eukaryota; Metazoa; Chordata; Mammalia; Dasyuromorphia; Dasyuridae. Gene Ontology annotation, molecular function: sodium:proton antiporter activity. Gene Ontology annotation, cellular component: recycling endosome; membrane.